Molecule: messenger RNA, 4819 nt
Organism: Chanos chanos (milkfish)
Lineage: Eukaryota; Metazoa; Chordata; Actinopteri; Gonorynchiformes; Chanidae
Gene: dot1l
Product: DOT1-like histone H3K79 methyltransferase
Exons: 29
Coding region: 137-4819 (1560 amino acids)
Biological process (GO): regulation of transcription regulatory region DNA binding; DNA repair; DNA damage checkpoint signaling
Cellular component (GO): nucleus
Molecular function (GO): histone H3K79 methyltransferase activity
Source: RefSeq, a predicted model, not a curated record
UAACUUAUUAACCUAGUAUAUUAAUCAGGAGUUCGUGUUUCAUUGAUAUUUUCAAUCAAAAUGUUCAAAUUCUAGCUAGGUUAGCUAGCCUACUCGCUUGUCCAGCCUUAGCUAAGCUAACGCCGGAGAAAGUAGGAUGGGAGAGAAGCUGGAACUCAAGUUGAAGUCGCCGGUUGGAGCCGAAGCUGCGGGUUAUCCGUGGCCUUUACCAGUAUAUGAUAAACACCAUGAUGCCGCACACGAAAUCAUUGAGACCAUUCGGUGGGUGUGUGAGGAGAUUCCAGACCUUAAACUGGCCAUGGAGAACUACGUCCUCAUUGACUACGACACCAAAAGUUUUGAGAGUAUGCAGAGACUGUGUGACAAAUACAACCGAGCCAUUGACAGCAUACACCAGCUGUGGAAAGGCACUACUCAACCCAUGAAACUAAACAAACGCCCAUCCAACGGCCUCCUGCGACACAUCCUGCAGCAGGUGUACAACCACUCUGUCACUGACCCUGAAAAACUCAACAACUAUGAGCCCUUUUCCCCGGAGGUCUACGGGGAGACGUCCUUCGACCUGGUGGCGCAGAUCAUCGAUGAGAUGGAGCUGAUGGAGGAUGAUACGUUUGUGGACCUUGGCAGCGGGGUCGGUCAAGUAGUUCUUCAGGUCGCAGCGGCCACCAACUGUAAACACUACUACGGAGUGGAGAAAGCGGACAUUCCAGCCACAUAUGCAGAGUCAAUGGACAGAGAGUUUAAGAAAUGGAUGAAAUGGUAUGGGAAGAAACAUGGAGAGUAUACGCUGGAGAGAGGAGAUUUCCUCUCGGAGGAAUGGAGAGAAAGAAUAGCCAACACAAGUGUUAUUUUUGUGAAUAACUUUGCCUUUGGUCCAGAGGUGGAUCACCAGCUGAAGGAACGCUUUGCAAAUAUGAAGGAAGGUGGAAAAAUUGUAUCCUCAAAACCUUUUGCACCUCUAAAUUUUAGAAUAAACAGUCGUAACUUGAGUGACAUCGGCACAAUAAUGAGAGUGGUGGAGCUGUCUCCACUGAGGGGGUCCGUCUCCUGGACAGGGAAGCCAGUGUCCUACUAUCUGCAUACAAUAGACCGGACCAUACUUGAAAACUAUUUUUCUAGUCUCAAAAAUCCUAAACUCAGGGAGGAGCAGGAGGCAGCUAGGCGCCGGCCGCAGAAAGACAGCAAAGACAACAAGAGUAACACCACCACCCCCACUAAGGCCAAGGACCACAAGGUACCCCACGAUUCGGGCGAAGAGGAGGAUCGGUCGGGGCUGCUGUCUGUCGUGAAACCGUCACCGAAACCUCGGCGCGCCCGACUCCUCACCAAGGGCCGCAAGCUGGGCAGCCGCAAGCGCGGGCGUCCCAAGAAAGCCGCCGCGACCGCGGCCGAACGCAACAACAAGAAGAGCCAGAGCGCCUUGGACCUGUUACACGCCAAGACUCUCUCUGCUGCCCCGCCUCAGGACGUGUACAGGUCACCUCAGAGUCCAUUCUACCAGCUACCCCCCAAAGUUCAGCAUUAUACAUCCAGUCAGCUGCUCCUGGGUCCCUCUCCUCCAGGACUCCAGCAAUUCCUGGAUAACAUUAAAGUGCAGUACCUUCAGUUCUUGUCCUAUAUGAAGACUCCUCAGUACCGCACUAACCUGCAGCAGGCCCUGGAGCAGGAGAAGAUCAGACACAGUGAGCUGUCCAACCAGGCCCAGCUGCUGAUGAAUGCAUGUCACACACACAAAGAGACCAUCAAAGAACUUUUCCAGUCCAAACUGGAGGAGUUGGGGGUGAAGGCAGUGACCGUUGAAGACCUGGUCCAGGCACAGAAAGAGAUCACAGCCCAUAACAUGCAGCUGAGAGAACAGACCAAGCAGCUGGAGAGAGACAUGGCAGAGCUGAGGGACCAAAGUCUUCGACUGUUGAAGGCUCGUUGUGAAGAGCUGAAACUGGACUCGGGCUCUCUGUGUUUGGAGACUCUGAUGAAGGAGAAACAGAAUCUACGCAGGCAGAUCUCUGAGAAACAGAGACACUGUCUGGAACUGCAGAUCAGCAUUGUGGAGCUGGAGAAGAGUCAGAGACAGCAGGAGCUACUGCAGCUCAAAUCCUCCUACAGCCCCUGUGAGGACUCCCCUUACCGCAAAAGCCUCCCCAGCCUGGAUCCCCGACCCCCCCUCGAUCCAGACACCCCAAAACUGGGCCUGGGUUCUUCGGCCGUGAACGGACUGAGCCCGGAGCUUUCCAUCAACGGCACCGCGUCUCCCAGUUACGAUCGGGGAUGCGGCGUGGGCAAAUCCGACCUCCUUUCGCGUUAUAUUCCCAUCUCUCCCGACCACGAGAUCAUACCGGCCACCCCAGACUCCCGCAGCAGGCAGCUGGGUAACCCGCUCCCCGACUACACCCGCUUCUCGCCUGCCAAAAUCGCACUACGCAGGCACCUCAACCAGGACUCCAACACCGCCCAGUUCAGGGGACUGGGCAGCGGACACAGGAUGGAUGUCGGAGCAGUUUCAUCCCCCCCUCUGGGGGUCAAACAAGGGUCACCUUCUCCCGGCUCGGCUGAGGUCCAAACGAAUGCCACACCCAAGAGCACAGAGAGGGCGAGCAAAGAGAAAAGUCCAGCCGGUCAAGGCGACACCAUCACCAGUCUGCCAAUUAGUAUUCCUCUCAGCACUGUGCACCCCAGUAAACUCCCAGUCAGCAUCCCCCUGGCCAGCGUGGUGCUGCCCAGCCGGGCCGAGAGGCUGAGGAACACCCCUAGUCCUGUGUCCACCCGGGAUGCUUCAGCAGGGCAGAGCAACGGCAAACAGCCCCUCACACCUACCUCAGGGUAUUCCUCUAACUCAGGGCUGGUGAACGGCUCGUCUCACGCGGCUCUCCCUUCGGCCGACCCGGACUGCGCCGCCUCCUCUCCUCCGCCCCACGCCACCCCCACGCUCGGCCCUCACUCCCACGCCUCAGGCCUCAGCCCCACCCUGGGGAACAGAGGGGUCCUGCAGUACGCCGACGGGCCGCCGCGGAUCCUCCCGGAGGAAGGGCCCGACCGCCAGGGCGACUCGGACACCGAGCUCCUCGACAGCGAGGCCAGGCGCCGCAUUUUCUUCUCUUCCUCCUCGUCUUCCUCCUCAUCCUCGUCCUCGUCCGGAGGGUCCCGGCACCACCUGGGCUCGGCCAAACAGGGCCAGCACCAUCUCAGCAACCACCACCACCAGGGGGCGUCGCAGCACUCGUCCCACUCGCACGAGGCACGCAAACGGGGUCGCCGAAAACGCAGCUCCUCGGGAGUUGUCACGACCAGCAGCUCCCCCAAAAGGAGGUCCUUCCCUGGGCUGGGCAGCUCCGGGCAUCCCUCUGGAUCCCCUCUCAAUAUAAGCUCUAUGGUAAACAACAUUAACCAGCCACUGGAGAUUUCUGCCAUCUCGUCGCCGGAGCAGUCUGGUCGAAGUCCCUGUGGUCCCGACCUGGAUCAGCCUCCUGUGCUGAAGAGGGAGCGCCCCCUGGAGGUGAACGGGUCUGGCCGCUACUCCUCUCCCUCGCCUAGCUCUGAGGAUGAAGAGACAGGUUACCCUGCAGACAGCUCCAGCUCCUCACGUAUUGAAAGGAAAAUCGCUACCAUUUCUCUGGAGAGCAGAGAUGGCCCAGUGAGAGGGGGAGACAGUGAGAGAGGUAAGAGGAGCGUGUCGGUGCGCAAAUCAGGGGCCAGCAGCGUGAGCAGCACAGGCAGUGAGGUGUCAUCCUCCUCUGCCUCAGCCAGCAAAUGGAAGUCCACUUUCUCCCCCAUCUCAGACCCCAAACCAACUCCACCUGACCUUCGACAGGGCGGCUCGCCUUUCGGGGUGGGCGUGUCCCGCGGCGCCGACUCGGAUUCAGACCAGAAACAGCAGCCGCACCAGAGGAGAGGGGAGGGUGGAGGACUGGAGCCUUACAUGAAUUCCAACCCCUUCCUGAGCCAAGAGGCGGUGUCUCGCCAACAGCCCGCCUCCGUGGGCGGAGCUCUUGAACGUCAACCCAAGCAGAAGCCCCGUGACUGGGACAUGAAGUCAGUGGGCGGGCCGGCCAGUCAGAAUCUCUUCAUAUCGGCGGCAGCCAGCGGCGGCAUCCUGAACGGGAAAGUGGGCGGGGCCUCUGUGGUCAGCUCCGCAUCGUCCGUGGGGCCGUACUUCCCUUUGAGCGGAGCCUCUGUCCUCCAGUCCUUAUUUGGUGCCCAGACGCCUGCCACGGCAGUGAGCGGAGCUCCACGACUGGUCAACGGCCACUCCUCCCUAGGAAGCUUCUCUAGCGCUGGGUUAGCAGGAGGUGCAGCAGGAGGGAUAUUUCACCAUAUGGUUCCCUCCGUGUCGUCUCAUCAGUUUGGGGCCAGCGUGUCGGCCCCCGGGGCCCUCAGCUCUCUGCUCAGCCUCUCCUCCUCCUCCUCCUCCUCGCAGCAAAGGCAUCAGGAUGCCCAAAAUCCCAAAUCCGGGGCUUCUUUCCUGGCCCCUACCCCCUCCGUCCUCCCCCUGUCUCAGGCCCAACAGUGCCGGAGUCAGACAGUCCUCCACACCCCCUCUCAGCCUGCGCUCCCACUCCCCCCGCCCCCUCCCCUCCUCAAUGUCUCCUCAUCCUCAUCCUCCUCAGCCCAGCCCCAGCCCUCCCCACCCCGCUCCGAGUCACCUGUCGCUACCUCCUCUUCAUCUUCAUCGUCGUCGUCAUCAUCGUCAUCCUCUCGUACCUUCACGGUUCACUACCCCCCGCUGUUGCCCCCUCCGCCCGCCUCCAGCAGUUCUGGAGCGCCCGCGAGUUCAUGGAGGACUUACACGGCCUCCCAGAUUCCCGGGUCCCGGCCCAGAUAG